AUGUUAGGGGAGAGGAGGAGUACUGCUAUCAAGUUUAUGCUGCUUUUGGUUGUAUACAGUGGCAAGUAUCCUACAGGGUUUAUUUUGGAGCAAGGUGCUAAAUUUCAGUUUCACAGGUGGUCUUUCUUAGGCAGAAAGUGUGGUAAUCUUACGAAGUGUAAUUUGUUGCGCAUUACGUGUAGUAGGGAUUACUGGUUAUUUAAGAGGUAUGGCCCUUCAGCUGCAAUACUUUCAGUAUUCGGCCUUGGGGCAUUAUAUCUACAGAAGCGUCGCGAAGUCUAUGAGUGUUUAGGUGAUGUUUCUGAAGCAUCAGACGCGGCUGCUUUGUGA
Molecule: messenger RNA, 330 nt
Organism: Enterobius vermicularis (human pinworm)
Lineage: Eukaryota; Metazoa; Nematoda; Chromadorea; Rhabditida; Oxyuridae
Source: the annotation of a GenBank genome assembly